GCACGCCCACGAAGAACAAUGUGGUUUAAGUUUGAACAUUUGUCCGAUGCGCGAGCAAAAGUCGUUACUCAAUCGUUUACCUGAACCUUAAAUUCUGUUAAACAAUGGAGAGGUUUCCGCCCAAAAAUUGAAAAUUUUCCAAUACCCAUUUGGAAGGCACACACAAUUUUUUCAGCAGCUGAUUUUUUAGAAUUAGAAAUCAUCUCAUUUCCUCCACCCUCCAUUGCCCACUUUCCUCUACUCUCUGGAUCGGACCUCUCUCCGCGAGAGGAUCUUUCUAUUUCUUUCUCCUAAUUUCGACUCCCAUCUUCACUUGAUUGCAUUUUGGAAGUGUCACAGAACAUCGUUUAAUCGGGUGGAUUGGAUCCAAAUAAUGAUGGAGAAGGCAGAUUCUGCACAGAAGUUGUACACACGUAUGCGAUUAUGGGAGUUUCCGGAUCAGUAUGUAAUUGAGCCGACGGAUGGCUCUUGUGGCUCGUCUUUGUCUGUCAGUCGCAUCGAUGGAUCGAUGAAACUUAUAGAUGAGCUUCCUCAAUGCAGCUCUAUCAGGGUUCCCAAGAUAAGGACAAUUUUUGGAAUAAUUGGCUUGCUGAAACUCUUGGCAGGAUCAUAUUUAAUUGUCAUUACUGACCGUGAGUGUGUGGGAUCUUAUUUGGGGCAUCCAAUCUUUAGAGUUUCAUCCUUGAAAGUUUUCCCAUGCGAUCAUUCGGUAAACAGUUCUCCUGUGGAGCAGAAAAAGACGGAGGCCGAGUUUUCUGGACUCUUGAAUGUUGCAGAGAAGACUUGUGGUCUUUAUUUUUCCUACAAUACCAAUUUAACCCUGAGUGCACAAAGAUUGCAUGCUUUAGGUGACGAAUCAAAGUUAUUACCCUUAUGGAGACAGGCAGAACCAAGAUUUCUCUGGAACAAUUACUUGUUGGAAGUGCUCAUAGAUAAUAAGCUUGAUCAAUAUUUACUUCCUGUUAUCCAAGGAAGCUUCCAGAACUUUCAGGCUGCCAUUGGGAAAGAUAUAGUUGAUGUAACCCUGAUUGCUCGGAGAUGCACUAGGAGAACAGGAACUCGAUUGUGGAGAAGAGGAGCCGAUUCUGAUGGAUAUGUUGCUAAUUUUGUGGAAAGUGAACAAAUUGUUCAAUUGAAUGGAUUCACAGCAUCAUUUGUUCAGGUUAGGGGAUCAAUCCCUUUGCUCUGGGAACAAAUUGUUGAUUUGACAUACAAGCCCAAAUUUGAAUUAGUGAAACUUGAAGAAUCUCCUCGGAUAGCUGAGCGACAUUUCCUCGAUUUAAGGAAAAAAUAUGGGGCUGUGUUGGUUGUUGAUCUUAUCAAUGCGCAUGGAGGUGAGGGGCGCUUGAAUGAAAAAUUCGCAGCUGCCAUGCAACAUGUUACUGGUGAUGAUGUAAGAUAUCUGCAUUUUGAUUUUCAUCACAUCUGCGGCCAUGUUCAUUUUGAGCGCCUCUCGAUCCUUUAUGAACAAAUGUCAGACUUCCUCGAUCAAAAUGGAUACAUGUUAUUGAAUGAAAAGGGUGAGAAAAUGAAGGAACAGCUCGGAGUUGUGAGGACCAAUUGUAUUGAUUGCUUGGACCGCACAAAUGUUACUCAGAGUAUGAUAGCCCGAAAGAUGUUGGAAUCCCAACUUAGGAGGCUUGGAAUUUUUGGUGCUGAAGAAACUAUUAGCUCACAUCCGAACCUAGAUGAAAGCUUUAAAAUCAUUUGGGCUAAUCAUGGAGAUGAUAUAAGCACACAAUAUUCUGGCACUCCUGCUUUGAAAGGAGAUUUUGUUAGAUUUGGCCAAAGGACAAUUCAGGGUAUCUUGAAGGAUGGUUAUAAUGCUCUUCUACGCUAUUAUUUGAAUAACUUUGUUGAUGGAACAAAACAGGAUGCUAUUGAUCUCUUGCAAGGACAUUAUAUUGUUUCCGUCAGUCGGGAUAUGACGCCCGCGACCCAAAAGGGAGGCAUAGAAGCUAUAGCGAACUUCCCACUGGCUUUAUCACUGGUGUUGACAGGGUUCUUUUUUGCAUUCUUGUCAUUGAGGCAAGUUCGCUAUGAUAUUCGGCACUUGUUCUUUUCAAUCAUGUGGGCAAGUCUGAGCAUAGCCAUAGCAGGUUUUGUAAAGGCCAACGGUCGGAUUUUCUGCAAUCGACCUCGUCUGCACAAACCUCGAUCGUGAUUUUGAUUCCAGAGACUGGCAAAUUCAGCUAACCAUUCAUUGAAAUUCAAUUUUUCUUUCGAAGAUUUCCAGUCAGUUCCAUUCUUGGUUCCAUCUGAAGUGCCAAGUUAUUCAUUAGGACUCCUAUCCAAGAUGUUAUCACACUUCCCUUUUCUGAUCACUACUGUUUUUUAGAAUAUCAGAUGUUUUUGUUAUUCCUUGCCUUGUCAUAUUAUAUCUGACUCGAACACAAUAUACAUUUUAGAGAGAUAUUAUUGUAGCAAUUGUUGAAACGCAUUAUGGGUUAAAAAUACCAUUUUUAACGGCAGUUCCAUAUGAAAACUGCUGAUACAGGUCUUGCAAGAACUUCAUAUCAGGUAUGUGAUGAUGAGAUUAAAAGGUAGCUUAA
Momordica charantia (bitter melon) is the source of this 2552-nucleotide messenger RNA. RefSeq names its product Phosphoinositide phosphatase family protein (gene ATSAC1B). NCBI's taxonomy places the organism in Eukaryota, Viridiplantae, Streptophyta, Magnoliopsida, Cucurbitales, Cucurbitaceae. Gene Ontology annotation, molecular function: phosphatidylinositol-4-phosphate phosphatase activity. Gene Ontology annotation, biological process: phosphatidylinositol dephosphorylation. The record is from RefSeq and is a predicted model, not a curated record. Gene Ontology annotation, cellular component: endoplasmic reticulum.